AGAUUAAAGUAGUUGAUACUUCAAGAUGCUGUAGGUUACUCGUCGACAUAGCGAGUCUUUUUAUUUUUUACCCUUUUUGUGUUCUUCAAAAAUGGCAAGUCUGGUAGGCUUUGCUGGCGUUGCAAGUUGCACGCAGGCAGCGGUGCAAAUAGUCAUGAGCGCACUCUCUCUGGCGCAAUAUUUUUGCGUGAUUGACUUUCUUCAGGAUCUACCAGAAUUGCUUUACAUCAAAAUCUUGUAUUACCAUAAUCCAGCUAUUUGUGGGCAGCGAGUGAACAUAGGACAAUCUAUUACUGAAUUGAGCAAUCAGGCGUUUGUUCUAAUAAGGAAAGAGCCCUUUACAGCAACUAGAACCUUGUAUAUUAAUUGUGUACACCUCGGCCUGGGAGUUCUUUGGUUCUUCUCAAGUGUUAUAUUGAUUGCCAGCUGGAGUAGCAAUAAAAGAACGCCGACAAAGUGGCCUUGGAUUGUAACAACAAUUGGCAUUUGUGCAUUAGAUGUCGUCGCCAUCGUGAUAUUUGCCAAUGACGUGUUUUUCACUAGAACUUUAAAUGAGAUUAUGAACUACAUCGGAGCGACAGCGAGUGGAUUAGGCAACACAGUGCUGGACACGAGAUUGGCUGUUUGGAUUAUGAUCGCUUUAUAUGGAAGACUGGGCGUUUUUUUUCUCUUUAAUAUAGUUGUUUUGAUAGUGGUAGCGGUCAAGAAACGAGAGGUUAUUGUCAUGGCAGAUAAUAUAUCAGAGGCACCGUCCACCACCAAGCUGUUUGCUAGAAGGGACACACCAAAUUUUGAAGAUAGCGUCUCAACAACUGCAACAAGUUACGAUCUUGAAGUUGAUCGUAUACCACGCCCCACUUUGACAAGUAGAGCAGAUCCAGAAAUGGAUAAAAAAGUAAAGUUCAUUGCAGAUAUAAUAAAUCCGCCGGUAGUUACGGAUAAUAAAGAAAAUAUUAUUCAGGAACGAAGGCACAGUAUUGACAUAUCAGUUGUGGGGACAGCUGCGUAUAGCCAGCCGUCAACUAGCUCGAUGCAACCACUUCCUGCUCCAGAAAAAAAGAUAAGCAAAAAGCCCAGUACAGCGGAACUUCAUCGUCAACUUCCAUGGUCCUACCUUCCAUCUACGUCACAACCAAUGCGGUCUCAACUACCCCCUGAUGAAGAUCUGCCUCCGGUACCAUUACCGGACUACACAGUUAUUCAUAAUCCAAGAAAAGCUUCUGUACACAGAGCGCCAUCAAAUUUAGGAUCACCGACUGUACCACGUAUUAAAUUUCCAACGUCAGUACUGACAUCUGGGGAGCGGCAACGGCAGUACAUUGAUGACGUUCUACCGAAAGUAUUUAUGUAUUAUACAAGUGUUAAAAGCUUUUUAAGCUCCCGGUGGUUUAAAAACCCGAGACUGUUAAAGAUUAAGCAUUAAAGGUGUGUUCGUGCGGGUUACGUACUCGAUAACGAAACUUAGAAGUGAUACGUCAUGGGCCCGAUAGUAGUAUUUAUCGUUUAGUAAUGCAGCCACACUAUUUCAUGUAAUUAUGAAUAAAUGCUAGAUGAAAGUGUUAUUUACCGGUAGAGGUUGAUAUAUUUUUGUACAACAAUACAAAUUAGCAUAAACAUAAGAAUUUAUAGAAGGUUCAGACGGAAAUAGCCACGAUUGCACUUCGGAUUAGUGAGAUUCAGAAGCGAGGCUUAGCGCUAAGUCUGAGUCCCGCAUGUCAAAUCGUAUUAGAUUUUGACAGACAGUCAUAGUUAGCACUAAGACUCUUUUCUAAACCUAAUCCUAAGAAACUAAAUAUCGAAACAUUUGUUAUUAAACGCGCUGUCUACUUUUAGCCCCUAACCAAAGUUUUGUUAAAUAUUUUACGUUAGCUGCUAGUUUUACUGUCAAGCACAGUUUACUGUUCUAAAUCUAUCUGUCUUUGGUCUCUGUUUUAUACCGAGUCAUCCAACCCAAUCUGUAUACUUUGGAAAUUUAAAGAUAUUAUUAGGUUUCUUCCUCUCAAGUAGAAAACAGACAUGUUAACGUUAUUCCUCAAUGUUCUUAUUUGUUAUGACAAAAUCUUAACAGUUGCGUUAGUUACAGACGACGAAAGCAGAUAUUGGGAUUUUUAACAAUUGUCGAACCUUCCUUCAAAAUUCUCAAAUUAUGUAAUGAUAUAACCUAUACGUCUACGUUUAAGCAAUAUUUUUAUAAUAAAUAAUACUGUGUGUGAUUACAGAUUACUACUUCUGUAAUUAAACAUUAAGUAUUUUUUAUACGCUUUGAGAAGAUAAAAACGUUGCUCUCUUUGAGGAAUUAAAAAGAGUUAACAUUUUCCUAUUAUAUUUAUAUCUGUCCAUUAUGUAACUACAGUCUAGUUAUAAGGCAUGUAUGUGCGAUUAUAUUAUGAAAAUGCAUAGUUUCGAUAUUCUCAUAUGCAGCAAGGAUAUAACUUAAACGCCAAUAUAAGAGUAAAACAAUUUGAUGUUAAUGAUAUUAGAAAUAAUGUUUACGUUUGCGUGAUGAACAUGCUGAUCACACAUUGGGACCUAUAAACUUAUAUAACAUUACAAAUAUAGCGAAGUUAUGUGAAUCGAAGCAAAGAACAUUUAGGCAUAUUGUUGUCCUUGCUUAUGCAUUUUUGUGUUUGAAGUGAAUGGUAUUUUUAAUUUUGAUAAUUUUAAUAAAAGUGAUCAUGAUAA
Pieris brassicae (large cabbage white) is the source of this 2682-nucleotide messenger RNA. RefSeq lists its product as uncharacterized. NCBI's taxonomy places the organism in Eukaryota, Metazoa, Arthropoda, Insecta, Lepidoptera, Pieridae. The transcript is spliced from 10 exons. The record is from RefSeq and is a predicted model, not a curated record. The coding region runs from base 92 to 1423 and encodes 443 amino acids.